This is a messenger RNA of Vespa mandarinia (Asian giant hornet), 7656 nucleotides long. RefSeq lists its product as uncharacterized. The record is from RefSeq and is a predicted model, not a curated record. NCBI's taxonomy places the organism in Eukaryota, Metazoa, Arthropoda, Insecta, Hymenoptera, Vespidae.
UAAAGGGGAAGAUUUCCUUGUUCCAUCAUAUACAACGAAAGACUCUUCAGUGUUCAAGAUUGAAAAGCGUUCGGAUGCAUAUUGCACGUGUUACGCGAUCAUAGAGACUGAAUAGAAGAGAUUCUAGUUGUUACGAGAAUAUCUAGUAUACAAAGGUAGAUACACAAUACAUGUUAUUCAAUAAAUUCUUCGAACAUUCAUUUUUCUAAUUUGUAAUAAAAUUUGUUAAUACAAGAUUUAUACACAAUAUAAAUAUAGAGCCCGAUUGUAUCAAGUAUAUUAUUUAAAAAAAAAUAUAUAUAUAUAUAUAUUUUAUCAUGAAUAAGAACCAAGAAGAUUCAUAAAACUCUCACGGAGGAGACUACAUCAUCGAGCAAACACAUAUAAGACGUAUACAAGUCAGAAACGUAUACUUCGGAGAUGGCUAGAAUAGAUAACGCAUCAGUGAAAGUAAAAUUACGAAGGAUCUAUGGAAAUUUUGGUGUGUAUCUUUGAUAACUACAAUCUCUGAAUAUCAACCCGAAAAUGAAAAAGGAAACGUUUAUUAACGUUGACGAUGAUUCGGCUAAUGAAGAAUGAAAGUAUAAGUUAAAAAGUGAAAUGUGUUCACGCGUGACGCAACACCUGGGGAAACAAGUCGUGGGAGCAAUUAAAAUAAUAAUACGUGGCUUGUAAGGUAGACAUUAAACAAAUCGCGUGAAUCCACAGGGACCCCCUUUUUUUUUUGCGUUCCUCUCUUGUAAUCAUUCUGUAAAUAAAUGAAGAAAAAAAUUGAUACAAGUGACGAUAUAUAAAGAAGAAAGAAGAAAAAGAAGAAAAAAAAAAGGAUAAAUUAUAAUUUCUAAGAAGUCUCUCUUUAAUAAGAUCUUUACAUUAUAACUUAUAAAAUCUUACACGUAGAUCCAGUCUUACGUAUAGAAACGAGAGGGAUUCGCUUCACUGACUGGUACAUCCUUGUGCCAGAUUCUAAGGAUUCCACGCACGAUGAAUGAUAUAGUAUCGUAAUGACUGGCAAAAUCUGCACAAAUUACACUGGCUUUCGUUUGUCCUGACAUAUUUUUCUUGCUACCGACGUAUCGAAUUGUUCUAUCCUGUGAGAAAAUCGACCGAACAAUUUAAGCAACUCGCGCACCAAUUCCCACGUCUAGAAAAGGAACUUAAUUCAAUAUAUUUGAUAUGAUCGAAAGACAAAUGGAACACCCUAUAUACAUGGACCUAUUCAGGAUGCUGAUCUUUAGACGAAUGGUGAUUUCUAAUCUCUUGAUUGCCCAAGAAAUUCCUUAUUUUAUGGAAAAUACAAUGAACAAGCACGUAAUCCGUUCAUGGCAUUGUUAUCUUGAAGGCACACGGCUAAUUAAACACGCACGUCCCUCUUCUUGACCCCACCUCUGAAGACUCACCUAUACGUCCGGUCCUUCGGUAACAAAAACAAAAAAAAAGAACUCUCACGAGAAUUGCAGGUCGUAACCCUUUCAACUUUUCUCCUUGAAAGAAUAGCAUCGAAGAUGAAAUUUCAAAACAUGUAUACUGUUUUCGAGAAAAUUCAUCGAAUCAUGCUGAUGACAGAUUCGUUAUAUUACAUAAUUUAAUGCAAAAAACUCACAAAGAUAAAUUCACUGUACAUCGAGGAAUUUUAUGUUUUAUCUAAAGCUUCAAGAAGGAGAUAGAGAAAGUUAAAGAUGGAUCUAGUAUAAGAUGAUCGAUGAUGAUGGCGAUGAGGAAUAGAUCUUUAUUUGUACGUUGUUCUAAUAAUUACAAGGGAUCAAGGAUUAUAGUCAGAUAUAUACAUAUAUAUAUAUAUAUAUAUAUAUAUAUAUAUAUAUAUGUAUAUAUCUCUUUAUGGCCUUUAAUUCUUUUUAGAAGGUAUUGGAGCUUCGAGAUGAAAUCAAAAUUGAAGAAAAACGAUAAUAUGAUAAGUACAAGAGAAAAAGAUGGAAGUAAAAAAUAAUGAAGUACAAGUAACGAAUGUCACGAACAAAGGAAAAAAAAAAGGUCGAACGAUCUCUGAUUAUAUUCUGAUUCAGGACGAACGAGACUCACGUUGGAUCGUGCUCCUACUCGAAGACGGCACGGUGUAUCUCGUCUCGUCUUUGCUGUACGCUCGCCUUUUGCUUUCACUUUCUCACAUGGUGGAAACGAGAAGAAACCCUCUUCAUCCGCUCCCCCACCUCUUCCUCCUCCAUCACCACCACCAUGUAACAACGAUCUCCUUUUAGAAUCACUCUUCUCUCUUUCAUGAAUUUAUCGGUUCGUUUUGCCAACAGCACUUCUUCAGCUAGCUGGUACAGACUUGUGAACAUUCUUUAAUUUAAAUAACAUAUAUUAUUUGAAAGAAAAUGUUUAUAUUCAUCGUCAAAUUUAUUGAAUAAUGUAUUAUUCAAUCUCAUUAGAGUUUGAUUCUAUAUAAGUAAAAUAAUGUAAAACAUAUGACAGAGUUAAAAUUUAUGGGCCGAUUAAAGAAAAACCGAAAAUGACAUAAAUCGUCUGAUCGAGGAUAUAUAUAUAUAUAUAUAUAAUAAAAAGAUUUAAAGAAUUUCUUCAUGCUUUCUCCAGCAACGUGACUGUAACGACAAAGAUCAUUAAAGUGCCAUAUAUGUGAUGUACCAGUCACGUAGGUCAGGAUCUGUAAGAAUGCAAAUUUAUUGUUCUUGUGUAAAAGAUUUCUUUAGUUUUAUACACUCGAAUACAUUAUGCAAAGUAUAUACGUUGAACCACGCCUUUGUAUUUAUCUCCGUAAAAUUGUCCUUUUCUCCUCAAGAAAAGAAAUCUUAUUGCAGUAGUACGCAUGGCACAGAGAAGGCCAAGAAAAAUCUUGCACUUUCACCGUAUCAAUGGAUGAUGCGUCAAAGGAAUAAACAGAGAAAGAUAUAGGAAAUGCGAAUGAUCACAUAUGACUCGUAUAUUAAACGAUGGUCCAACACCGAGAAAUAUGUACAGAUAUAUCUGAAAUCGAAAUUAAUUGUCGGAAGUACGAUGUAUUUCGCAUACGUUUAGCACCUUUUUAACAUCCGCUUGAGUAAGAAACUUUGUUGGGGACACUAGAGCCAAGCAAGCAUCCGUUCGUCGAUGCUGAAAGAAAAAAAAAAAGAAAUAGAAAAAGAAAAAGAAAAAGAAAAAAGAAAGAAAUAAUAGCCAAUUUCUCUCUCUCUCGUUCUCUCUCGUUCUCUCUCAAUCAAUAUUUUAUUGAUGAAUAGAACAAUAUCUUGGGACAAGAACAAGAACGUGGGUUUCAAAGAGAGACAAGAAGGUCGACGUUGAUUUUAUACUUGACUAUCCCUAUUGGUAAAGAUUUCAUCGCGGAAAGACACUUUGAAAACCUUUAACCUUACUAGCUUUCUCCAAAGUAUUCGAUUAGUGUUUCUUUGAAUGAAACAUUCUCAGUGGAAGGAAAUCACGAAAAAUACUAGUCUGACGACUAACAACUUCUAUUCGUGAACAUCGAAAAGACCUUCCUUUCUCCAUAAAGGCGAUUCUAGUUUGUAAAUACCGCGACACGAAGGCCUGGAGGAAUCUUCAUCGAAGUCCUUACACCUACACAUUUCUUCUAUGUUGCCUAUACCCGUGUACAUGUAAGUCAGAAGGCCUGUGGAUGCCUGUAAAUAGACGUACACGCCUGUAAGUGCAAAUAUCGUGCCAUCUACGAUAGGGGACCCGCUUCAGAGACAACUUUCGCCCUCCAAGGCUGAGAAGAUUCCUCGAGUUGAACUCAUCCCAAGCAUAAUGGAUGUCUCGCGUGCGACGGUCAUUGAAAAAUAUAAUACUCUUACUCGUUAAUUAACCGUUAUGAGUAGCGUGUAACUAUGAUGCAAUAUCUCCCUAAUGGUUAAUGGAUAAGGGAAUGACAAAUAAAAAUAGAUUGAAUAAGUGACAAAUGUAUCAUUGAGUUUUAGUAAAUUGAAGAAGAGAAGGCAUGUCGAGCAAGAUUUCACAAAUACCAAAGUAUCUAUUUCUUCUUUCUUUAAAUGCUUUACGUUGAGAUUAACGGUGGUAUGUUAGGAGGAUGCGUAGAAGAUCGGAUUGCAAAAUUUCAAUUCUCAUGAGACGACCUCGAUCUUCGCAAGACACUGAACGUAACCACAAAUCAAAGUACAUGAAUCUUUUUCCCCGAGGUCUUUCAGUUUUCGAGGCCUAAUACGAUGUUAAUUGCCAAGGACAUGUCUCUAUUACGAUGAGUAAUAGACUUCUGAAUUACUAUGUAUCCGUAUCUCGUAUUCAAUGAGUCCAAGUGUUCAUUUUCCAAGUUAUGUAUUUCAAUUAUAAUUGUACUGUAGCAUUUUCAUUAAGGAGCUAAAAAAAUUUAAUCGUACUCAUUUGCAUCUCUUGGUUCAGACGGUAUCUGAUGAAAGCCUCGAUUUAUUCUUCGAUGAAAUCGAUAACAUCCGUUUAAGGCAACUGAUAGAAAGAAAGAGAAAAAGAGAGAAAAAAUUUAUUUUGCUAUAGGGAAUGCCAAUGCGCAUCUAAAAUAAGCUUGUUGAUGGUGCAGAUGAGCUCCCUGCUCUUACUAUUCCUAGUGGACGAGCUUCGUGGUGUGACGUAACGCUAUGUUACGUCUUCUUCUUCUUCUUCUUCUCCCCUAUAUACGUACAUACGCGUACAUUCUCUCUUAGACCUGAGGCGGCCCCCUACUACCAUCCUCGGGCCCUGAUAUCCCAUCCUCUCAGAAAGUUGCGCACAUCUCCGUCACAGAACUCCCUUGGCAAGACCUCAGUCGUCUUUAAGAGUUCGUUCACGAAGGUGAUCAUCGACUGCAAAAAUCUUCACUUUAUACGAAUUCAACGAAGACGAUCAUGAAGUCUUUAGGACCAUGCCUUCUUAUUCUUCCGGUGGUUAUAUUAUGGGGUACAACAUUGGCUCUUCAACGACCUCCACCGAGAUAUUCUCAGCAAUACAUGCCGGAAACUGCGUUUACAUGUCGUAACAAAAUAGUUGGUAGCUAUUAUGCUGAUCCAGAAACAGAUUGUCAAGUUUUUCACGUUUGCGUUUCUGUAUCUGGCAGUAUCCAAGAUUAUAAGUUUUUAUGUCCAAAUGAUACUGCUUUCGAUCAAGAGAGUCAAACGUGUGCAGAUUGGUAUGACGUAGAUUGCGAAGCUGCGACUCUUUAUUACGCCAGCGAUAAUUUUGAUUUGUACAGACUUGGUUCAGGAUUAGAAUCUCCGCAUUACGAUACAAUACGUAGCGAUGAUGAACCUCAAGAUAAUCUUCAACGAAGUGAAAGCAAUGAUCCAGUGCGAUCAUCAGCAAAUGCACUCAAUAGAGUUUCUUCUGCUAAUUAUAACAACAACAAUAAUCGAGAAGUUCUACAUAGUAAUAGCAAAGUUGGUUUUUAUAACCAUAGGACAAAUAAAGAGGAUAAUUAUGAUAACGAAAGAUCUUACAAAGAUGAAACAGUGACUACAGAGAAAAAGAAGACGGGUAUCAGAAAGGUGAGUAGGAAACAACCCUACAACGGAAACACCAACGAUUAUCCUGUAUCAAGCACGGCAAUAUCAUCGACUUAUAAUAGUCAGAAUAAUUAUAAUGGAAAUUUUUUCAAUAACAAUAACAACAACAACAACAACAACAACAACAACAACAACAACAAUAACAAUUACAAUCAACGAUCGACUACCUCCGGUUCAUCUUCCACAAUUCGACCUCAAGAGAGCUACAACAGAAAUCAGAAUAUUCAAAAAUAUACCGUGACUGCGUCCUCGACUUAUCGACCUAACACGAAUUAUCAAGAUUCUUACAGCAGUUACCAACCAUCAAGUUCUACCGCCAAGGCAACGGUUUACAAUACUUACAACACGAACAACAAUUACAAUCAGGAUAAUUCAGGAUCUUAUACACCUAGCACUACAUUAAGGACAACGAAUUACAAUGGUAAUGGCAACAGAAACGGAUAUCAACCUUACAAUGGUGGACAGUUCACACAGUCCAGUACUGCAUUACCUAGCACGAAUUAUCAAGCGAGUGAUUAUACAAAUUAUCAGAAAAAUUAUAACGUCCAACGUGCUAACGGUAAUAAUGGAGGAUACCGUCAAUCAACAACUAUUGCUGCUACAGUCUAUGACAAUAAUUAUGGCAGUGCCAGCGAACAGUAUAGAAAUGGGCAUAGUUCCACUACAUCAGAAACAAGUCAGACCACCUCGAAAUAUUUCACAAAUUAUGCAGGAAGCAGUUACGCUCCAACUACCUAUAGUCCACCAACGAAAAAGUAUGUUCACACGGACAACAGUCCGGCACAAUCGGUUUCUCGAAGCAACGAUCGCUAUAACAGUCAACAAUCAUCGGAUAACAAUCAGUAUUACGAAAAGAACGAGCAGUCGAUCAAAUCUUCUACCCAAUAUUACGACAGUACAAAAACGUCAAAAAAGGGAACGCAGUACACCAAUUAUGAGAGCUCGAACAGUGGCAAAUAUUAUAUUGAGACUAGUACAGAUAAUUACGAUUUUGGAAGAGCUUCAGUAGGUAUAGGUUUCAGUCCUGCGAGUAUAAAUCAUUUGGCUGAGACACCCAGAUCUACGACACCUGUUCCUAGGAGACAAGCUAGUGCAACCACGUAUAAUCCAAACAGCUUCAGCAGUAACGCUCAAAAGUCAUCGUCAAUAAAUACAACUCCUCGAAGUAGCACGUACGUCAGUGGAUCGGCUAGACCUUUCACAUCCACUACCAGAUUCGUUAGCAGUUCAACUGCUCGAUCAAAAUCAGGGAAAAAAAAUGAUUAUGAUUACGCAUACUAUGAUAAUGCUGGAGCUCCUGAAUAUGAUGGUAUUGAACUUGAACAAGUCACUGGGAAUAAGGAAUCAUCGAAAUUAUCGAGAAAUUAAUCAAAUUUUCUCGUAAUAGUCUACUUCGAAAGUCUUCGAAAGUCUUUCGAAGUUGGUCGUUAGGGAGCGUUUUUAAUUGAAGGAUUUAAAUAAUCAGUUUUUGAUGUGGCUUCCUUAUUAAAAAAGAGAUAAUUGAAAAGAAGGCAAUAUCAAAAACUGAUUGGAAAUCGUAAUCCAUAUUUAACAGUUUCGAUUCGAUAAUAUGAAUCUCUUAUUUACUAUUAUUAAUUAAUUAUUAUUGCUGAUAUUCGCAUACUAUUGUUUAUUAUCUUUGUCAGUAUUAUGAAAUAUUAGUAAGCAGGCGACAGUAUUUAAAAGUUGUUUUUAAUUAAAAAAAAAAAGUUACAUAAAUUUUUCACUAUUAUUGCACUCGGAUAUUUGCAUGAUAGUAAACGUUUUUGUAUUUGUUUUGAAAUGUUUUAGGGAUUAAUAUAUUUUAUAUAUUUUUGUAAAUAUAUGAAUGUUUAUUCAAAGAAAUACGCAUAAAAUACUUUGAAUUCAUAGAAAAAAUGAGUUCAUUCAUAACAGCCGAAGUAUACGUAUAAAUCUUGUAUACUAAAAAUGCUUGUGUAAUAAGUUUUUGAUUAAAAAAUAUAUUAUUAAUCUUUUUUUAUUAUAAAAUUUGCCUAGCACGGGUUGACCAUAUCACAUCCUUCUUCUAUCAUCUGUUCGAAUUGUUAAUUAUUUGUUAUUUUAUAAAAAAAAAAAUUAUACAUAUAACACAUGCGUAUAACGCCAUUUGCUUCAAACAAAUUUCAAAUUUUCGCGCGCUACAAAAACAUUUAUUUGAGCGCGCAAUUGAAACGUGACAUUUUCGAUGUGAACGAAACAAAGCAACAUUAUUUAU